Lobosporangium transversale is the source of this 5125-nucleotide messenger RNA. RefSeq lists its product as hypothetical. The record is from RefSeq and is a predicted model, not a curated record. Gene Ontology annotation, biological process: regulation of ARF protein signal transduction. The coding region runs from base 161 to 5092 and encodes 1643 amino acids. NCBI's taxonomy places the organism in Eukaryota, Fungi, Mortierellomycota, Mortierellomycetes, Mortierellales, Mortierellaceae. The transcript has 14 exons. Gene Ontology annotation, molecular function: guanyl-nucleotide exchange factor activity.
CUCUUUUUCAUCCUUCUGUUUACAUUCUUUAUUUUUCUGCUCCUCUGCAUCAUAACCUUUGACACGAAGACUGAGAAGGGCAAACCACCGGAAUUGAAUCAACGAAUACGACCCAUCAUCACAGGACUAAUAGAAAGACAGCAUUGUUUUUGUAGUAUAAAUGACGGAAGGCGUAACUUCGGCCAUGCCAACAAAGGCACAGAAUACUUUGGAAUCAUCUGUUGUUACAGAAGCAAGCACUCCAAGCGUUGCUUCACUGCCGCCAUCCUCCUCCUCUGUUUCAUCUACUCUCGGCAGCAGGCUUAUCACACAGCGAACAACACACGAUAGCCUUACAGAGAACAGUACCAACAAUCCUGGAUGUGAACUGAAGUGGUCACAUUUAGUCCAUGCCGAAAUUAUCUCAGUUACUAGUGCAAUGCGACGAAACUCGCGUUGGUCUGGUAUGAGUGUUAGUGGGCUCAACAUGGGAAGUUUAGGCAUGAAUAUGGGCCUUAGGGGACGCGAAAAUCAAAAAGAUGGCAACUAUCGUGCUAAGGAGAGCCCCCUCAUGGUUGGAUUUAAUGACCUUCGAUCACGUCUCGCUACAACAAUUGCUGUCAAGGACAUGGAUGCAAUUGCAUUACUAGAUCCAUUUCUAGAGGUGAUCCAGUCUGGUGACACGAAUGGACCAAUUACGGGCGCAGCACUUAGCUCUGUCGAAAAGUUCCUAACGUACAAGAUCAUUAACGAAGAAUCACCAAACGUGUCGCAUGCAAUGCAGCGUUUGGCAGUAGCAGCAACGCACUGCAAGUUUGUGGCAAGCGAUUCAGUAUCGGAUGAAAUUGUACUUUUAAAGAUUCUUCAGGUAUUGCGUAUUGCAUUGACUAGCGGUCCUGGCGACUUCCUGAGCGACGAAUCAGUAUGUUCUAUGAUCGAAACAGGGCUCAGUAUGUGCUGCCAAGUGCAACUGAGUGAAAUGCUGCGAAAGUCUGCAGAACACACUAUGACCGUAAUUACAAAAGCCAUGUUUGAAAAGCUUCAGACGGCUAUAGUCGCGGCGGGUGGUAAUAAGAUAGAAUCAGGAAAUGCGGAUGAAAACGAGCCUAUUUUGGUUCAGACUGCCAUGAUUCAGGGAGAUACGCAGCAUGUGAACCUCACCAUUAGCCAUAACCCAUCAACGGUAGAAACCGAAGGCGAGGCGCUACUAUCCGAAAUGGCCAAAGAGAUCGCAAAGAGCAAUGAGGCAAUGAGCAAUGAUCCAAAUUCCAAUGAGAUUGUACCGGAGGCGGCGCCACCAAAGUCGUACGGGCUGCCAUCAAUUCAUGAACUUCUUCGUGUAUUGAUCUCAUUGUUAAAUCCUCAUGACCAGCAGCAUACGGAUCGAAUGCGUCUGAUGGCAUUGAGCAUUCUCGAUGUUGCUCUAGAAGUCGGCGGGCGCAGUAUCACCAAAUUCCCAGCGCUCAUGUCCCUUGUUGCCGAUGACAUGUGCAAAUAUCUUUUCCAGCUGGCUAGGACAGAUAAUAUCCCGAUUUUGACUUUGACGCUUCGAGUUAUUUCAACAGUAUUUGAUACGAUGAGGCCCAGCCUUAAGCUACAGCAGGAGCUCUUCCUUUCAUUUUUAUUGGACCGAUUGAGCCCACCAGCGUCUGCACUCAAACCUCUGCCAUUCAACCCUGAUUUUGGCGAUCCACCUCGUUCUAUCGUCAACACUCCUGAACCAGAAAGCAGUUCACGAGCGGGAUCCCCUAACCCCUCGCUGAAGAGCUCAAAAGGGGAGAGAUUGGACACGACUGUUGCCCAGGGUGAGGUCCGUGAGCUUCUUCUAGAGUGUCUAGGUCAGUUUGCUCGCGCACCUACAUUCAUGGUUGAUCUCUGGGUUAAUUAUGACUGCGGGCUGGACUGCGGUGAUUUAUUUCAGGAUAUGAUUAAGUUCUUGACGAGAAAUUCAUUCCCAGAGUCGACCACCUAUUCGGCAAGUAACUCUCAUAUGCUUUGUAUGGAUUCACUACUACUAUUUAUCAACCAUAUGGUAGAUCGUCUUUCAAUUCCAAAGGAGGAAGCCGAAGCUCUUGAUAGAGAAUAUGAGAGUUUUGACAUACUCUUCAAGCGGCGGCAACAGAAGGAGAUUUUAGUAAAGGGCGCCGCCAAAUUCGAUGAAAGCCCGAAAGCAGGGCUCGCGUACUUGGAAGCUCAUGGAAUGAUUUCAAGCUUGAAUGAUCCUGAAGCUGUGGCCCAUUUCCUUAAGAGCAGUACGCGCUUGAGUAAAAGAUUGCUGGGUGAAUAUCUCGCAAAGCCAGCAAAUUCUGAAGUUUUGAAGGCUUUUAUUCAGCUUUUUGAUUUCCAUGGGAAACGUCUCGAUGAGUCGUUACGCGAACUUCUGGAGACCUUCCGACUACCUGGUGAAGCACAACAGAUCGAGCGCGUCAUGGAGCUUUUUGCGGCAACCUAUUUUGCUACUAAGCCAAAGGAAAUUGCGUCACAGGAUGCUGCGUUUAUCCUUGGGUUUGCUGUGGUUAUGCUAAAUACGGAUCAGCACAAUCGUGGAGUCAAAGGGCGUAUGUCACUUGAGCAGUUUAUCAAGAAUCUGAGGCAAGUCAACGCCGGCGAAGACUUCCCUCCCGAAUAUCUAGCAGAGAUCUAUGAAGCUAUCCGUAAACGUGAGAUUGUGCUGCCUCAAGAGCAUGAAGGCCAACUUGGGUUCAACUAUGCUUGGAAGGAGCUUUUGCGCAGAGCAGAGACUGCAGGACCCCUUGUCAUCUCCAAUACAGCAAUGUACGACAAAGAAUUGUUUAUGUCAUCCUGGAAACCCAUUAUGUCUGCUAUUUCGUACGCAUUUAAUAUGGCUCAAGACGAUGCAACUUUGCAAAAGUCGUUGACAGGAUACUAUCAGUGUGCAACCUUGGCAGCCCACUACAAACUUCCGGAUAUUUUUGACCGCAUAACAAUGUCUUUGGCAAGGAUGACUGGAUUGCUGGACACUCCACAUAACCCCGCCGAUAACCGUGAUGUCGUCGUUGAGGGCACCACAAUAACCGUCUCUAACCUUGCGGUACAAUUUGGCAAGAGCUACAAGGGGCAACUGGCUGCAGUCGUGGCAUUUGGAGUAGCAAACGAGCACGGAAAUAUGAUCCGGAGUGGCUGGAAGCCCAUUCUGGAGAUUAUUAAGAAUCUAUUUGUCAACAACCUUCUUCCAGGAUCGAUGCUGGAAGUGGAAGACUUCUUAGCAGGAACUACCAUGAUUCUUUUAAAGGCCCCAGUUGUUGCAGAAGUAAAAGACAAAGCUCGCCAGGAUAGCUCUCUACUUUCAACCCUCUCCUCAUACCUACUAUCAUCCUCAUAUUCGUAUGAAACAGUCCGCGAGGAACCCACACCGGAGGAGAUCGAGUCAACUCGUUGUACUGCUGAUUGUGUCGCUGCUUGCAGAUUGGAGGAACUCUUUGUAGAUAUUCGACUGCUAGAAGACCUGCCACUGACACAUCUCAUGGAGGCUAUCAAGUUUGUUGCGGAUGGAAAUUCUGUGACAAAAGCGACAAAACCUCCAACUUCCAAGUUGUACAACCCAGCUAAUGUUUUCUUUUUGGAACUUAUGAUCAGCUUAACUGUUCAGAAUCGAUAUCGCGUGCAGGCUUUGUGGCCCAUUGUGUUUGAGCACUUGAGUGACAUUAUCCGUGAGGCUGGUUCUCAGAGUGUAUUGCUUGUAGAGCGUGCUGUUGUAGGUCUGCUUAGGCUGUGUAUUCGCCUCGCUCAUAACGACGACAUGUCCAAGGAGGUGCUCGAUGCUCUGGAUCUAUUACUUGGAUUACCUAUUGAUGUUGUUCCUGAGGUUGCGGAGCAAAUGAUGGCAGGCGUGUUGACCCUUUUGAAAGCUGACACAUCAUGUGUCCGACCCAAUUUGAAUUGGGAUGUUCUCUUCGCACUCUUGUCUUCUACUUCCAACCAUCCAGAGGCUGCCAAGUACUCGUUUGAGGCCAUUAGCAUGUUUGUGGCAGAGAAUGAUGGGAAGAAUGUAAGCGUAGAGAAUUACGCAGAUUGUGUUGACCUUUUAAUCCGCUUUGCUGCGGCGGGUGCAGUUGGUGCAGAGGGUUCUAUGAAACAGGAAAGUGGACAACGCGGAAACAAGAGUCAUCUAUCGAAGGCACAGGCUAGUGCUGUGGACAGGGCCAAGAAGGCAGUGGAGAUGCUGUACAAGCUGCACAGUCAGGCUCCUCGACUUAUCUCUGAAUCAAAGAUGAAUCCAGAGUUGACAUGGUCUGCCUAUUGGUUCCCUAUCUUAGUGGGAUUGACUCAGCAGUGCUCUAAUCCGUGUCGGGAUGUCCGCAAUCAUGCUAUGAUCUACCUUCAGAGGGCACUUUUAUUGCCAGAGAUCGUGACAGACAAAAUCGCCGAAUGGGUGGUGCUCUUUGACAAGGUGCUCUUCAAGCUGUUGGAAGAUCUGUUGAGACCUGAAGUAGUGCAGCAGGACCCGGCUGGUUUCGAAGAGACAAAAAGCAAGGCCUGUUCAAUUGUCUGUAAAACAUUCUUGCAUUAUUACUUCAGACUGCUUGAAUGGGGGGGUCUAAAAGCUCUCUGGAUGAAUGUCUUGGAUUACAUGGAUGCUUUCAUGCAAACAGCGCAAAGUGAACAGCUGUAUGAAGCCGUGCCAGAGUCGCUCAAGAACUGCUUACUAGUCAUGUCGACAUCAGAAGCGUUCACCGAGGCAACUGCCAACAGACCCGACAGUCUGUGGAAUAUGACAUGGGCCCGGAUUAAUAAGUUUCUACCCAACCUAAAGGCAGAGAUCUUUCCUCCUCCAGUCUCUGAAGGAGGAUCAUCUUAUGCUGCUCUAAUGAUGGGCGUAGGCAAGAACCUGUUUUCUGCGGUUACAGCGAGCGACCUACCCGAGUCUUCCUCACCAUCUUCUGUACCUGAAACACAGGUACCAGAAUCGACUCUGGAACCCCCAACAGUAUCCACAGUUACUAGUGUUGGAAAUGUGGCUGCUGGCCUUGAACAAGUCAUGGAUCUGCAGCAAGAGCAAAGGCAAGAACAAGAAGCACAUGUCCGGAGCGUAGAAGAUAGACAUGAAGGAUCAAUAACUAGGGUAGAUGAGGAUGCAUCGAGUUUGUUAUAGAGUGGGACUUGAAUAAAAUAUUUAAAAAAUCGG